This is a messenger RNA of Owenia fusiformis, 699 nucleotides long. Lineage: Eukaryota; Metazoa; Annelida; Polychaeta; Sabellida; Oweniidae. The record is from the annotation of a GenBank genome assembly.
CCGAGCUUUCAAUCACGAGUUUUGGCUUUCAAAUAGACUGCGAAAUAAAAAUCGAUAUUUCUAUAUAAGAUACAGUAUAUUGCAAACUGUGGUUCAUUGUUUGUGAAACAUGGCAUUCUUAUUCCGCCGCGAGUAUAAUUUGAAGACACCCUGGGAGAGUGAAAAGACGAAGGAUAUUCCAGAUAUCUGGUUAAGAAAAGUGGCAACGAUGGUUUUAACGUUGGAUGUGAACAAAGAUGGAAAUGCAUCAACGAAAGAUAUCGUUGAGGUCGCACUUCGCAUGAUUCAAUCAGCUGGUAUAUCCGGAAUUGCAUCAGAUGUACUAAUAAAUGGAUUUCAAGACAUGGUAUAUGCCUAUGAAGCUGAACAGAAAGAUAUCUGGGCUCAAACUUGGGAUCAACAGGUGUUAAACAUGUGGUCAAAUCAUGCAAAAUGCCCGGCAGUUAUCGAAGCAAAUAAGACAUUCUAUAGAAAAUUAUUUCAGGCUUUGGAUUUCAACUCUGAUGGUUUAAUCAGUUUCUCCGAGUACAUCCACUUCUGGGCUGCUCUCGACCUGGAACCCAGUGAAGCAAGGAUGCAGUUUGAUUACAUGGACGCGGAUCAUGAUGGAGAGAUUACAGAGAAGGAAUUUGUAGAUGCAGCUAUUGAUUAUGAGCAUAAUCAUACUGAUGCUGAUACGAAGAAUCGUUUUUAUGGACC